Molecule: messenger RNA, 2020 nt
Organism: Branchiostoma belcheri (Belcher's lancelet)
Lineage: Eukaryota; Metazoa; Chordata; Leptocardii; Amphioxiformes; Branchiostomatidae
Product: G2/mitotic-specific cyclin-B-like
Exons: 10
Coding region: 239-1468 (409 amino acids)
Biological process (GO): regulation of cyclin-dependent protein serine/threonine kinase activity; mitotic cell cycle phase transition
Cellular component (GO): cyclin-dependent protein kinase holoenzyme complex; nucleus; cytoplasm
Molecular function (GO): cyclin-dependent protein serine/threonine kinase regulator activity
Source: RefSeq, a predicted model, not a curated record
AAUGGCUAACAUUUCUGACCAAUGAGAGCUCAGGGCGUGGGUUUUGAGCAUUUGAAAAGCGCUGCACACAGACAAGCACACAGUUGCAAGUUUGCCUGCUUUUGAGAUUGUUGGGCCGCCCGUCUUGCGAAAUUUUACGUGCAACUACUUCGUUUUUCUCGAGGAACAUCACCGAAGAGUUUACCGAAGCCUUCCAUCGCUUCUCAGUUCCCGUUUGUUAAUUUUUUUUCCCGAGAAAAUGGCCUUGAGAACCCGCUCCGCUUCUGCUGCCACGAGCCAGAAUGAGAAUAUUCUGGCAGGCAAAGCCCUCAUGGCCAAGAACAAGAUGGCGACCGGCAGACCACGCGCUGCACUUGCUAGCAUUGGCAACAAGGAGGCCAAUAUCGGAAAGGUUGCUGCCAAGGAUGUGAUGAAAAAGAAGACCCUGCCCAAGUCCCGUGGAACCACAGCACUGCCAGAGGCAGUCAAGGAGAAUGUCACCGCGAAGAAACAACCAACCAAGGAGAAAACCCUUUCUCCGGCGCCCAUGGAAGUGGACCCGAUGGACAUGACGGAGAUGAAGAAGGCGUUCUCGGAUUCUCUGAUGGCGAAAGUGGAGGACAUCGACAGCGAGGACAAGGAGAACCCCCAGCUCUGCACGGAGUUCGUCAACGACAUCUACGAAUACCUCAGACAUGUUGAGCGUAAGUACAAGGUGAACCCCAACUACCUUGACGGUCAGGUGAUCAAUGCCAGGAUGCGGGGGAUCCUGAUUGACUGGCUGAUCCAGGUGCACCUGCGCUUCCACCUGCUGCAGGAGACCCUCUUCCUCACAGUGGACAUCAUAGACAGAUUCCUUCAGGUAAAUUCUGUCAGUCAGUCUAAAGGACAAGAUGACAAAAAGGUCCAGUCCGUAUCCAGAAGUAAGCUGCAGCUGGUCGGGGUGACGGCCAUGCUGAUCGCGUCCAAGUACGAGGAGAUGUACGCGCCCGAGGUGGCGGACUUUGUCUACAUCACGGACAACGCCUACACCAAGUCACAGAUCCGCAGUAUGGAGAUCCUCAUCCUCAAGAACCUGAACUUCAACCUGGGCAAGCCCCUCCCACUGCACUUCCUCAGGAGAAACUCAAAGGCUGGACAGGUUGAUGCCCAGAAGCACACCUUGGCUAAGUAUCUGAUGGAGAUGUCCCUGGUGGACUAUGACAUGGUGCAGUACAACCCCUCUCAGAUCGCUGCUGCCGCCCUGUGUCUGUCAGCCAAGACCCUCGACCAAUCAGAAUGGACACCAACCCUGGAGUACUACAGCACAUACAGCGAGGAAGACUUGCUGCCCAUCAUGAGACAUAUGGCCAAGAACAUCUCCAAGUCUUCUACAAGCAAACUGCAGGCGGUGAGAAACAAGUACACAAGCUCCAAGUUCCUGAAGAUCGCUACCAUCCCAGAGCUCAAGUCAGACUACAUCCAAGAACUGGCUGAAAAAUCAUCAUAGCUUCCAGUAGCUUUGAGCAAAGUAAAACAAAUGUACAGAUUUUAAACCCCUAGCAUUUUGCAUAGUCCUGUGUUGCUUAUUUCAUUUACUUGGUUUUAGGCAUUGCGACUUUCAAGAUUUAUAAAACACUGGCUGUUGCCUACUCGAUCAAGGAAUAGACUUUUAGUGACCGCUUUUUGUUUUAACUGUAGGCGCGUGAAAAUGUUAGAUGUUACUUGUUAGCAGUCUCAAGAAAUCAUUGUGAAAAAUAAAAGAAAAUAACCUUGUAAGACAAUGUGAAAAAUAAGGGUUUUGGAUAGCAAGGCAAAAAUUGUAUUUUGUUGGCGAGGAACAGAUUGUACAUAGCCGCCCAAAUAGCAGCAGCGUUUAGGUCAGCUCAUAUGUAUCAGUGGUCAGCUCAUAUGUAUCAGUGCAAUCUUCUGUAAGUUGCCGCCAUGUUGUAAAGUAUUGUUGUAGAAUGUGUAAACAACACUUGUGUAUACUGCUUGUAGUCCAAGAAUUUGAUUGUAAUGUACUAUUCAGUUUGGCCUUCACAAUAAACAUAUGAAAAAU